Messenger RNA from Suillus paluster, 492 nucleotides. RefSeq lists its product as uncharacterized. The transcript is spliced from 3 exons. The coding region runs from base 1 to 492 and encodes 163 amino acids. NCBI's taxonomy places the organism in Eukaryota, Fungi, Basidiomycota, Agaricomycetes, Boletales, Suillaceae. The record is from RefSeq and is a predicted model, not a curated record.
AUGUACCAACACAACACGCCCCCUUCAAAGUCCUCGAAAUCAUGGUCAUUUUUUCCUGAUGUCAUGAAUGGCCCUUAUGCCUUCGGCUACAAUAUUAACACGGCCUCCAGGGACCUCAGUGCGCAGACGUGGGUUCUGGCGAUUGCCCAGGGACCAUUGACGCUUGGUCUGCAUUGCUCGGAACUCAUCGCAAACGCCAUUCAGCAUGAAAGACUGGAUGCUUGGCUAUACGUUCUUGUUCGUUUGCGCGAACAAACUGUUGCUCAGGCUAGCGAGCCCGCUGAUAUGACCGAGGAUGUUGUUACCUUGAUUGUAGGACUCUCCGGAAUAAUGUAUGCAUACCAGAUCCUGAACUUAUAUAUAGCGCUGUUGAUACCUGCCUGUGUCUUCACUCUCGUCGCACUGCGCCGACCACGCAGCCCCCAGCCAGCCGCAUACGGGCACCUCCAGACGCUCGCCAACCUUGUGGACGAGUGGUCGCCUGUGAUGUGA